Molecule: messenger RNA, 291 nt
Organism: Fusarium mangiferae
Lineage: Eukaryota; Fungi; Ascomycota; Sordariomycetes; Hypocreales; Nectriaceae
Exons: 3
Coding region: 1-291 (96 amino acids)
Source: RefSeq, a predicted model, not a curated record
AUGGACAACGACUACCACUAUGACAACCCUUGGGCCGGCCAGCAGCCAGACGAUACCGAGCACGUUAUCAAUUAUCUGAACAGCGACCACGGAAUUAUGUUCCCUACCAACGAAUUUACGGAGAGCCCUGAGGAUUACUCCGCUGGAAUUCAUAACCCUGCGCUUCCGCCCGCUGAGGUAGACGGCUUCGCUCUUCCACCUGCCAUCGACGAGCACGACUUGGACGCUGGAGAACUCCACUUGAACGACCUAUAUCCCCAAGCUCACACGCCUCUUGCAGAAGCUUGCUGA